AUGGAUUCCCAGCAACAAUCUGUCUACAACUACUCUCAACAGAUGGAAUCAACGGAACAACCUCCCAGUUCCUCUCAGCAAACUAAUGCAACAACUGGUGUUGUCUCCACCCCCAUUUACAAGGAACCACACAUUUUGGAUUGUGAACCACACAUUCAUCUUGCUACUCCCUUUGACAAGCUUGAGGUUUUGUGUGAAUCCUUGGUGGACUUUGAGAACAUGAAGCAGAAUGGAAUAGACCUUACUGAAGAACUCAAAAAGCAAGGGUGGGAAAACUACUUUCAAAGGAUCUAUGGUCAUAUCUAUACAUAUCUGGCUCGUGCUCUUGUCUCACAACAACAACCUGAACCAGAAGCCAACGUUCCACCACCACCUGAACAACCAAUUCCACCACCAUCUGAACAACAAUCAACACCACCAUCUGAACGAACAUCAACACCACCAUCUGACCAACAACCACCAACACCACCACCUGAACAACUAACAACACCACCCUCUAAAACUCCCAUCAUCUCACCCUCUAAAAACAUUGUCCCUACCUCUGAACCUCCCGCUGACACUUCCCACACACCACCAGCAUCUCCAUCCCCCACUCAUGAACCAGAACCUACCUUCCCCACCCUAGAAGAGGCAAUUUCUUUAUUUUCUGAAGAAGCUGGAGAAAGGCCGCAGGCACGACUGGUCAGAGAGGUAGAGGAAAAGGCCAGAAGAGAAGCAGAAGAGAAGGCUCGUCUAGAAGAAGAGCAAAGGGUUAGAGAAGCUGCAGAGAAGGUUGUUGUUGAAGUUGCUGCUGUUGCAGCUGCUACUGAAGUUGAAGCAAAAGCAAAAGCUGAUGUUGAAGAGGCAGUAUGCAAAGCUGCAAAAGAAGCUGCAAAGACUAGCAAUGAUGCUCUGGCAUAG
This is a messenger RNA of Lathyrus oleraceus (garden pea), 900 nucleotides long. RefSeq names its product eukaryotic translation initiation factor 4 gamma-like. Bases 1 to 900 code for a protein of 299 amino acids. The record is from RefSeq and is a predicted model, not a curated record. NCBI's taxonomy places the organism in Eukaryota, Viridiplantae, Streptophyta, Magnoliopsida, Fabales, Fabaceae. The transcript is spliced from 3 exons.